Branchiostoma belcheri (Belcher's lancelet) is the source of this 3195-nucleotide messenger RNA. RefSeq lists its product as uncharacterized. Gene Ontology annotation, cellular component: cytoplasm. Gene Ontology annotation, biological process: signal transduction; apoptotic process; proteolysis. The record is from RefSeq and is a predicted model, not a curated record. Lineage: Eukaryota; Metazoa; Chordata; Leptocardii; Amphioxiformes; Branchiostomatidae. Gene Ontology annotation, molecular function: protein binding. The transcript is spliced from 13 exons. The coding region runs from base 1 to 3195 and encodes 1064 amino acids.
AUGGCGAAGUCGUAUACAGAAUCUUGCAGCGAGGAGGCGCUGUCGCUGCCUUUAUACAGAAAACGAGUUCCAGUGAUGGGUCAGAUCAGAUCGGGGAAGACCUACCUUAUCAACAGGCUGAUGGGACAAACUGACGAACCGAGCACUGAUGAACCACAGAUCUCUUCAGAUGCCCAAACCAAGUUACGGGAGAAGUCACCAGAUUCAGGAUAUACUUCAUUAGUGCGACCAUCGGCCAUUCCUGGCGGUUUUCUGGGGACUGUGAAGAGAAAAAGGGGACGAGAUGUAGGUUUUUCGGUGGAGGAUGAACUCAGAACUGCUGAAAACCCAAGUUUGUCUUUCUUGGAGUUCAGCGGUCAUGCCACUUGCUACGAGUCCCCCCAACGCUUGAGUACAUUCCAGGGAAUCUACAUCCUCGUCAUGUCUCUGCUGCAGAAACUGUCAGACCCUGUAUCGGACCUGGACUACAUGGCAUCUGUGAACAACUUAAGGACAGGAGGAGAUUACCUGGACUACUCACUUAACUCGAUACGAUCUCACACACUACAACAUGCCACUAGACAACGGGCAGAUAAAGCCACAACACAGCCACAGGUCCUCAUCGUCCUCACACAUAAGGACAAGGUCUCUAAGAGAUGCAUCACGGAGUACAAAAGGAAAAUACGCAGACUCAUCCGCAAGAAGGGCAUAGAAGAGCUAGUUUUGCCAGACAUAUUCGUGGUGGAUAACACUGAUAAACACUCUGUAUCCUAUGUUCGACGUUACUUCCUGAGAGUGGUAAGAAGCCAGCCCCAUAUGGUAGAAUCAAUCCCUUGGUCGUGGCUUCAUCUCAUAUCCAGACUGCAGACUAAGAUCAAAGAUCUGAACGGGGAUCCAGUUUGCAAGUUCCAGGAUGUCGCGAAAUGGGCUCGAGAUCCUGACACAGACAAGAGCAAGAUCACCAUGGUUCUGACUUUCCUUCAUGAUCGAGGUGACCUAAUCUUUUUUGACGAGCCCCGUCUCCGUGACGAAGUCACCCUGCAGCCGCAGGUGCUGAUAGACGUCUUUAAAACCAUCACCGCAGCCCCAAUGUACCAGCAGUACGGGCAGGGGAAUCCAGAGGUGACAAAGAUGUGGGAGAGGCUGACACAGAAAGGAAUCCUCAGCGACAACUUCCUGACAAGAAUCUGGGAAGAUCUGCGGUCAGGCAAACCAUUUCUGCUACGACACAAGGAAUAUCUGAAGGCGCUUCUGGAAAAGUACUGUAUGCUCUGCAACGCCACACCUAUCAGCGAUACUAGUGACGAGUCUCUGCCAGAAGAGAUGUAUCUCGUGCCUGCACUUCUCAACUGCAAAAGGGACAAUGCCAUGUUGUAUCCCAACAAAAUGGUUGUUUGUCCAGAGGCACUCUACUUCGUGUUCAGCGACAAGUUUCUACCCGGCGCUGGUGACAUGUUCUGCCAGCUACAGGCCUUGUGUGCACGUAGAUUCGGACUGGAAGAGUCUACCGUGUAUGCCGGAUGUGCGCGCUUUUCUACAGAUGACAGCAAUCAAAAUUUCGUCAUCACCAAAGUGAACCACUACAUCAAGGUGGAGCUUCUGUCGUCUUCUAACGUCUUCACGCAAGGUCUGUGUAUCAUGGAGUUCCUCAGUGGCGCCUUGUCAGAGAUCAAAGAGAAGUGGAUCCCUUGGAUCAAGUACGAGCUCUGUCGCUCUACAAAACAAGAGGGCGAAGGAGAGCCCACAUUCCAAACAUUGCCGGCAGAAUGUCAGACACUGACGCAGCUUUUGGGAAUACCUAUGACGUUCCACUCUGUUUGGAUGGAUGACAGCCACCAAUCUCAUCUUACAGAAAUAUUUCUGCACCAUGUCCGCAAGGACGGCGCCAAGCAGGCGCUCUAUCUGAUGGAGCAUUGGUUCCCCAAGACCGUGAAUGGACCGCUCCACUACCUGAUGCAGUUGGAAGAAACACAGAAGGCAAUCGGCAAACUGGACUUGGCUGCAGUUGUACAUGGGAUAUACAAAGAAUACCGGGAGGAUAUGCAGUUUCAAGAGGUCGAUCCAGAGUUGACCGAAGACAAACGCUGGUGCAUCCCCCUGCCAGGUGAAGGGAAGUACCUGUGCAGACGGACCGACCUGGGCGUGGUGACGCCCUACCCGCUACACGUGACCUACAAGAGUGCGAACUGGUCUGACCACACUUGGUCGCAGGAACAGGAACAGGAAUGGAUGCCUGUGGGCCCUUUCUUCUCCAUCAAGUGUCAGGUCGUUGAGGGGCCGGUCGACAUCCUGCUGCCUCAUGUAUUGUACAUAGAUGAUGCCUCAGAAAUCACCAGAGAAGACCUCCAAGUGGUGCACGUGGUGGGAGAUUCCGCCGAGUUGCUGCCGGUUACAGAACUCACCCCCUCCCACGCGGUCACCAGGUUCAAGAGAGGCAGUCUGUUCGGGGUGGUUGGAAGGACAAGAGAAGUAUCAAACUUAAGGCGGAGCGGCUUACUGAUGGCAUUUCGCUCCAUGGACAACUCAGACCUUUCCAAACUGAAAGUGUACCUCGUCUCCAACCACAAGACUGUGAUAAAGGCCACCAAGCUGGACGAAGAGGACUUGGACUAUAAACUCUGUGACACCAUGCCCUGCCAACUAUACAGAGGUCUUAAAUACUAUCUGGAAGGGAAUGUUAUAAAUGGUGAAGACAUUGAGGUGAAAAUAUCUCCAAAGUUCCUUACCUUCGAAGACACCAUCGACACUAACAUAGUGUACGCAUCGUUCCGGGUUGAAGUUAGCCAAGACCUCUGGCUUGAAACUCCCACCCGGCUGCACUUGCAACUUCUGGAGGAGACCGACAGGAACACACCUAUUUUAGACCUGAUACUUGGUCGCUACAGGGGACAAGCCGAUGGAACUGACAGUGGUCAUUCAACACCCACAAGGGAGGGACAGCCGGAUACACCGAUCACUUCAGUUGACGAGAAAGCUAUUUUCGACAAAGUCGUCGAAAACGUGAGCUACAAGUGGGAAGAAUUGGCUCGCAAACUGGGUUUGAAACGUGGCGAGAUCGAAACUAUUCGAGUCACAGAGUCAUUGCAUGGCCCCGAACGCAAGUGCAGAGAAGUACUUGAAAGGUGGCUAGCAAGAGACGCCGAUAAAGCCACUCUACAGGUUCUGAAGCAGGCGCUUAUCGACAUUAAAGAAGAGAAUACAGCACAAAGCUUGUGA